AUGAUCGUUUACUCUCUGAUAGAUAUCUCUCCAAAAUGGCUCCAUACGAAAUUAAGCAAUGUUCUAGACCGCAUAGCCACUAUCUCAGACCCCAAAUUGACAAGGGGAUGGAAGUCAGUGCGAGCACUGUGCAGGAAUGAGCUAUUUUCAUUGAAAGCAAUAGAGUCACAAGCCGUUUUGAGAAAGAAGAAAGUGGGAGAGAUAGUGGAAUUUUUGGGAACUAAGGAAGGAAAGGCUUGUUGGGACUUCGUAGAAUUUGAAGACGAUGGGGCAGCUAGUCGGUUGAAAAGCCUUGUCCGAAGGAUGGCAGAGCUGGGGGCUACUCCAAAUUUAGCUGACUUUUAUCCUAUAUUUGCAGAUUGGAUCCUCAAAAGACUCAAGAGAAAUUCUCAGAAAGUGUUGAAGAAAUGUUUGCGAUAUGGAGAAUUUACAUCAAGGAAAGAAGAGAUAGCUACGUCCAUGAUGCACCGAUUUCUUGGAUGCACAGAAACUACAGCCACAGCAAUAGAGUGGGUGAUAACAGAGUUGCUUAAAAGCAAAGAAGUCAUGAAGAAAGUUAGAGAAGAGCUAAAAAGAGAAAUCACAAACAGUUUCUUCAAGGAAUAUCACGUCUCUCAACUUCCAUAUUUGAAUGCCUGUCGAGAAGAAACACCAAGGUUACACCAUCCCGAACCGUUCCUCGUUCCUAACAGUGCUCUUGAGACUUGUGAGGUUAUGAAUUACACCAUUCCGAGAGAUUCUCAAGUAACUGUGAAUAUUUGGGCUAUCGAUCGGGCACGAUCCUUCAAUCUGGGAAGAUCCAUUAUCAUUCAAACCUGA
Molecule: messenger RNA, 819 nt
Organism: Dovyalis caffra
Lineage: Eukaryota; Viridiplantae; Streptophyta; Magnoliopsida; Malpighiales; Salicaceae
Source: the annotation of a GenBank genome assembly